Gregarina niphandrodes is the source of this 483-nucleotide messenger RNA. RefSeq names its product RNA-directed DNA polymerase. The annotation marks the transcript as partial. Lineage: Eukaryota; Apicomplexa; Conoidasida; Eugregarinorida; Gregarinidae. The transcript has a single exon. The record is from RefSeq and is a predicted model, not a curated record.
AGGCUCAUCGCGAAGAUAGACCUCUCUAAAGCCUUUCAUGCCGUGUUGCUGAUACACCACCAGCAACCAUACUACAGCUUUCUGGACCCGGCGGGGAACAGUUAUUGCUAUAUCAAGAUGCCUAUGGGCGCCAAGACGGCCCCAAAGCAUUUUGCGCAAGUAAUGAGCUCGGUGUUGAGUCAACUAGAUACGAACGACCAGAUAAAUGUCAGGUCGUAUCAAGACGACAUAGUCAUUUCGGCGAAUUCGAGAACAGAACUGGAUGAACGGUAUGAUAGAAUACGCGAUCAUCUCAGGGCCUACGGGUUUAAGAUAAACCUGGACAAGUCUUCAAGAGCCGAUACCCUAGACGUGCUGGGCUACCGCUUUGAAAGAGACAGAGUCACGAUUCCGAAGGAUAAGGAAAAGGCCAUACGCUCGGCGCUACGAAGUAAUGACAUCAGACGAGUCAUACGAGCUACGCAUCAAUUGGGAUACUACAAG